AUGACAAAGCAGGAGAAGACAUUAUCAACGAAAGGCGAAACUUUGGAAGAUCAAAUGCACUUACAGCCACAGAAAUUCAAAUCCUAUGGCUUCUGCGAAACCGCACCUCGGUCGCCCCGGUCGACGCUCUUCCCCUCCCUCGCCCCACUUAAAAUCUCCUCCUUAACCCACAACGACGGCCGAACCCUCAACCUCCUCAAACCGCCGACGGCACCAAUCCCCCAUCGUCUACGGAGCGGCGCUCCCUCUACAACAUCCCCGGCCCUCGAUCUGGGACGCAGGGGGCGAGAGAUGGAGGCGGUUGUUUCGGCGCAGGCGGAGCUCCGGAAGCCCGGGCGGAGGAGAUUCGGCCGAGGCGUCCGCGAGAUGACGGGGAGAAGGAGGCCGCUGAGCAUGCAGCUCCAGCUUGUGCUGAUGAACGACGUUCUAGAGGACGUGGUGAGGACAAUGAGGGAAGAAGGAGGAGGGAACUCGUUUGUCGACUCCGAUGGAGUCUUCGAGAUGGCUGAUGGGUUCUCGAGGCAGAUGGCGGAGUGUACAGCGGCAGAAUUGGCGGCGGAGGAUUACGGGUUUAUUUCUUUGAAUAAGGCGGUGCAGGAAGGUGCGGAACCGUUCGAGAUGUACUUUGAAGAGUGUGACGGCGCUGUCGAGGAGCAAUUCUUUCAUAGGCCUUGCGGCAAAGUUAGGCUGCGCAGAUGA
Messenger RNA from Asparagus officinalis (garden asparagus), 699 nucleotides. RefSeq names its product protein ELC-like. Gene Ontology annotation, molecular function: ubiquitin binding. Gene Ontology annotation, cellular component: ESCRT I complex. The record is from RefSeq and is a predicted model, not a curated record. NCBI's taxonomy places the organism in Eukaryota, Viridiplantae, Streptophyta, Magnoliopsida, Asparagales, Asparagaceae. Gene Ontology annotation, biological process: endosome to lysosome transport.